This is a messenger RNA of Pygoscelis adeliae (Adelie penguin), 297 nucleotides long. The record is from the annotation of a RefSeq genome assembly. NCBI's taxonomy places the organism in Eukaryota, Metazoa, Chordata, Aves, Sphenisciformes, Spheniscidae.
AUGUCCUUCAUACACCUAAGCUUCUACUCAGCAUUCGCCCUAAGCAGCCUAGGACUAGCUUUCCACCGGACCCACCUAAUCUCAGCCCUACUCUGCCUAGAGAGCAUGAUACUAUCCAUAUACAUCGCCCUGUCAAUUUGACCCAUCGAAAACCAAGCCCCCUCCUUCACCCUUAUACCUAUACUCAUACUCACAUUCUCCGCCUGCGAAGCAGGUGCAGGCCUAGCCAUACUAGUUGCCUCAACCCGAACUCACGGCUCCGACCACUUACACAACCUAAACCUCCUACAAUGCUAA